AUGUAAUUUAUUCUCUUAAUUUUCUGUAUUGUUGCAUUAGUAGAUUGUAAGUUGAAAGUACUUAGACCAAGUCAAUUAGUUGAUCGUUUGGGAUCAAAAGUAAACAUAGCACUUGCUAAUUUUGGGUUUAAAUUUAAUUAUUAGAGAAUAGUGAAAUUCCAUUUGGUCAUAGAUAUAUGGGUAAUGUAGAUAUGGCUUAUCCGAAUGAUGGAUGCGAUUCUCUAAUGCCUACCAAUGGAAGUCAAUUCAUUAUGAUAGAAAGAGGAAACUGUACUUUCGUCACUAAGGUUAGGAAUGCUUAGAAUGCUGGAUAUACUUUAGCUAUUAUUGGCAAUAAUUAUGAUUAUCCUUUAGAAUCUGAUUUUGUUAUGGCUGAUGAUGGUCAUGGAUAUGCUGUACUAAAUUAACACAUAUAAUUUUAUAGAUUAAUAUUCCAUCAAUAUUCAUUACAUCAUAAGAUUUUAAUGUAAUAAAAGAGUUUGUUUUAAAGUAUUAAGUUUCGAAUUCUUUAGAAGAAUAGGUUUUUGUUUUAGUCAAAUUUGAUGUAAAAAAAAGAGAUGAUGUAGAUGUAAUUUUACAUCUGGAAGUAAGUAAUAGAGAUUCUUACAGAGUAAUUGAUGAAUUCUAAGAAUAUUAUGAUCUUUUAAAAAAUGAAAAGGUAAAUUAUACAUUGCUUUAUUCAAUUUUCAAUUCCAAUAAUACACAAAGUGAUUAUUCAAUAGAUGAAUCUAAUUGUAUUUGUUAAAGACGAUAUUGUGCUAUGGAUCCAGAUGGAGAAGGAAUAGGAACAGGAAGAAAUAUAAUUGAAGAAGCCAUUAGAUAAACAUGCAUAUUUAAACAUUUUCCAUUACAAUAUUUUCAAUAUAUGGUAAACUUUAAGAAUCAAAAUAGAAUAAAUUUAAUUUUGAAUGCUCUAAAGCUUAAGCUUAUUCAACUUGUGGUAGUAAGAUUAUAACCAAUUUGGGAAUUUAAGAUGAUGAAAUUGUUAAAUGUAGAGAUGAGUCUUUUAAGGAUCCAUUUAAUCAUAAAACAGCUACAAAUCUAAAUAAUUCUUAUAAUGCAAUUUUAGAACAUUAGUUAUUAUUGUAAGAGAAGAGUGGAGCAAUUGGAUUGCCAUCAGUAGUUGUUAAUUCUGUAGUUUAUAAAGGAUAAUUAACAGGUAAAGGAAUUUUUGGUGAAAUUUGCAAUAGUAAUCAUAUUGAUAAUUAAAUAAAUUAGGUUUUAAUUUACCUCCAUCUGUUUGUAGAGAGGAAGUAGAAAACUAUUACAAAUUCGAAAUAAAUGGUGAUGGAGACAAUUAUCUUUUUUUAAUUAUAUUUAUUGUGUCAAUUCUGAUUGCAAUAUUUAUGCUAGUUUUAUACUUUUUGUUUAAGAAAUUUGUGUAAAAAGAUAGCGUUUAAGUAACAUAAGUUUAAGUAAAUGAAAUGAUUAGCCAAUAUAUAAAAUUUUAUGAAGGAAAAGAACAAAAAAAAUAAAAUUCUUUUUGAGAU
Messenger RNA from Paramecium sonneborni, 1490 nucleotides. NCBI's taxonomy places the organism in Eukaryota, Ciliophora, Oligohymenophorea, Peniculida, Parameciidae. The record is from the annotation of a GenBank genome assembly.